Molecule: messenger RNA, 1029 nt
Organism: Emericellopsis cladophorae
Lineage: Eukaryota; Fungi; Ascomycota; Sordariomycetes; Hypocreales; Bionectriaceae
Product: RRM domain protein
Exons: 3
Coding region: 1-1029 (342 amino acids)
Biological process (GO): mRNA alternative polyadenylation
Cellular component (GO): mRNA cleavage and polyadenylation specificity factor complex
Molecular function (GO): mRNA binding
Source: RefSeq, a predicted model, not a curated record
AUGGCGGAGGAGGACUACGAGAUCGAUUACUAUGGAGAUGCUGGUAAUGACCAACAGCAACAUAGUUCAGGGAGCGAUCAGCAACACCAUGCAAACGGCGACCGCGCCGGUGCGCAUCACGAACAAGCACACGACGACCACGAUCGCGACCAAGAGCAGUCGAAGAAUCCGCAGGCCUACGACCAAGGGGAUGAUGGACAAGGGUCUGUUGAUCCCAACGCCACAACCGCGCUGAUGAUUUCCGAACUCAAUUGGUGGACGACAGAUGACGAUAUCCGCGGUUGGUUACGGCAGGGCGGAUGUGAAGCAGGCGUCAAAGAUAUGUCCUUCAGCGAGCACAAAGUGAACGGCAAGAGCAAAGGGCAAAUAUACCUUGAAUUUAACUCCGCUCACGACGCGACAUCGGCGAAACACCUGAUCGACAAGAUGCCCGCGGACGGUGGUCAUCUUGGCCAGAAGAAGAUCUCGACACAGUACUGGAACCCAAAUAUGAACCCGUUCCGAACCCUCCCCAAGGACGCCCCCGCACGGGGUAAGGACCAGCCGAGAUCAGCCCAGCCAGGCUCCUACAGCGAUCGGGGGAACUACAACUCUGGUGGAGGCUUCCGCGGGCGUGGGGGCUAUGGCGGAGGCCGCGGCAACAUGGGCCAGAACAGCUACAAUCGUAACUUUGGUGGAGGUGGCGGUUACAACAACAACAUGGGCGGUGGCGGCGGAUUCGGCAUGGGCGGCGGUGGUGGUAACUUUGCGUUCAACGCCGGCCGUGGCAAUAUGAUGGGCGGCGGUAUGCGAGGAGGCGGCAUGAGGGGUGGCCGUGGAGGAAACAUGAUGGGCAUGAACCCCAUGGGCGGUAUGAACAUGGGCAUGCCCGGCGCAAUGGGCAUGGGAAUGAUGGGUGCUACCGGUAUGCCUGGUUUUCAAGGCAUCCCCGGUAACUUCAACAACUUUGGUGGCUUUGGCCAGAACCAGGGUGGUGGCGGUGGUGAUUGGGGCAAUCCUCACGGCGCCAAACGUCCACGCCCGGAAUAA